UAUUUUUGUAUUUAUAUGAAUCACUUUUAAUCUUAUUUUUGAAAAUACGUGUGGCCUGAUAAUUCCUUAUCAAUGCAGUUUUAUGAUUAUUCCAUUAUAAAAUCAUAAUUUUCACUAAUUACGGCCAUUUAAUUAUCUCCAUCAGAGUAGGCUGUGACGAGUAGAAUAUUUUUACAAUAGAAAAUGCCGCCGAAUUUCGCUGACGUGUCGCCAUGUACAAACGUUAAUGUGGUCGAAGGGCAGCCGGAACCUCCAGAAUCUAUUACUCCUGAAGUAAACCCAUCGCAUGCGGCCUUAAAAGUGGUCAGGUCCUUGGCAACAAUAGUAACACACAUGCUGAUUGGAAUUGUUGUGGGCUCGAUCCUUUAGGCAACGGUCAGAUUUAUUCCUGCUGGUGCAACUGCUACUCAUAUUAUUUUAUGCGUUAUUGGGUUUCAAAUGCUGCUGGCGGAAGGUAUCCUCUGCCUAGCGCCGGACAGUUGGUGCUCUACCCUGAGCCUGAAGCACCAGCGCUGUGGGUACACACGGGUCUACAGAUCAUGGGCUCCGUGCUAGCGCUGGUUGGCUGCUUCAUCAAGAUUCUCGAUGUGGGCGUCAACUUCACCACGUAUCAUGCACAGUUUGCUCUGGCGUCCAUGAUCUUCACAACAGUAUCUCUGGUCAACGGAGUAGCAUCUUCGUACGCGUACGAACUCCGCAAAUGUAUCCCCGGCAUUCUCUCCAAGCUGACCCACAUCUGCUUCGGCCUUCAUCACUGCUUCCAUCUCCUUAGCCUUCGCAGUCAACUACGUCUGAUUCGUUGCUUUCCUCACCAGAGAAUAUGCUGACGCUGUUUUAGUCAUGAUUGGCGCAUUAACUGCGAUCGUCAUCAUCAAUUCUUUCCUUACUAUGUACGCCAAAUUUAAUGGUACUAUCAGUAGCUAGCAUAUCAAUUACAGUUUUUGCAAUUCAUGGACUUGGAUUGAUUUGUAAAAGAAGAACUUAAUUGAUUCUUUUUAUAUCGUCAUCAUGCGGAUAUUUUCAAUGAUUGGCGAAUAUAGUUUUGUCUGUCUGUUGAUAAACAAUAAAAUAAAAGACUUAAUUUUAUCAGGCUAAGGUUAAGGCUUUAAUCUUCUUGGCAUUUUUCUGGUAUUGUGAAAAUAAAUUGUAUAUGUAGUCGUUUUACACAUGAUCUGAAUUAAAUUGUUUAGGACUGUAAUUCAUUUAAUUUAAUCUUUUUAGGUAUUACAAACAAUUACUAGCGUUUUAAGACUAAUAAAUAAGUAUAUGUCUCGUCGUUUUAUUGGGAUUACAAUCAGAAACAAUAAUAAGGAAAAUAAUUCCUACAAGACGACCAUCACUUGGUUAACAACCCGUGAGGUUCUCUUUCAAUACCGGAACAACCAGUUCCGAGAAUCUUUAAAAAGGAAAAUAAUAAGAUUUCAAACACGGUAUUUACCCUCAACGAAUGAAUACCUAUUUCUCUCUAAUCAGCAUCUUUAGGUCAACUUGCACUCUCAUUCAGAUAACCUAGAUACAAUAAAUUCUGUUGUCAUGUCGGUAUGUUGUGAUAACAACGUCUUUAUACAGUGUGAGUCACGUUAAAGUGUACAUAUGAAUUAAGGUAAAACUAGACCUAUUUUUAUCGACAAAAAAGAGGUCAAAAAAUUUUUGAGAUUUUUUUAUAAUUUUUUAAAGAUUUUUUUUUCUUUCAAUUACUUAUUGUAAAGAAAACGUAAUAACUUUUAAACUAAGAGGUAUAUCCUGAUAAAAUAAAAACAGUAAUAAUGCUAAAUAACAGGAAAUACUAAAAAAAUACAUGAAAUACACAGAAAAUGCCAACAAAUAAUAAAAAAUGAUACGUUUUGAAAAAAUCUGCUUUAAAAUUCGUAUUUUUUUGGUUAUUUGAUAAAUUUCUUUAAAAAAUGCCCCUAUAACAGGUGGUUUUUAUUAUUUUUUAUUAUUUUCUAUCGUAUCACUUUUGUAAAACCAAAAAUCGCAGGUCUCUAUCCCUAUCACAACGUUUGCAAUGAUCGUUUGAACUAAGCCUCUCCGGGCGCGCAAUUCAACGCUUCGUUAACAACGAAACUGAAAGUGUCUCUAGAUUUGUAAUUUUGAUAAAGACUGGUUAGAUUUCAAAUACAAACAAAAAAUUUCGAAGUAAAAUAAGCAUUUUAGUUAAAACUAAAAUUGUCUCUACCUGUAGCGGAGAAAAAUGUGGUGGCAGGCCUUUGUUCAAACGAUCAUAGCAAAUGUUGUGAUAGGGAUAGAGACAUGCGAUUUUUCGUUUUACAAAAGUAAUACGAUAAAGAAUAAUAAAAAGUAAUAAAAACCACCUGUUAUAGGGGCAUUUUUUGGAGAAAUUUAUCAAAUAACCAAAAAAAUACGAAUUUUUAAGCAUAUUUUUUUCAAAAAAUAUCAUUUUUUAUUAUUUGUUGGCAUUUUCUGGGUAUUUCAUGUAUUUUUUUCAGUAUUGCCUGUUAUUUAGCAUUAUUAUUGUUUUUAUUUUAUCAGGAUAUACCUCUUAGUUUAAAAGUUAUUACGUUUUCUUUACAAUAAGUAAUUGAAAGAAAAAAAAAUCUAUAAAAAAUCUAAAAAAAAUCUCAAAAAAAAUUUGACCUCUUUUUUGUCGAUAAAAAUAGGUCUAGUUUUACCUUAAUUCAUAUGUAUACUUUAACGUGACUCACACUGUAUUUAUCAUUGAAGACGAUUUCGAGAUGUCACUAUCAAAUGCGAUAGGUAUUUUAACAAACUUCGAAGGGCUUAUUAAAAAAGUUAAACGGGCGUUUAACGCUUGUUUAAAAAUGUAAAAAUUAAUGUCAUUUUAACGUCUGUUUAAGUUUUUUGUAAUAACUCGACCAAUCUUUAGAAAGUAAACGCUAAGAGCACCAUGUAUCUUAUUUUUUCCGGCGGAUUAUUUUUUUAUUUUAUAAGAAUAAUAUUGUUAUCAUUGUAUUAAUGAUUAGAUGUUUUUUACGUUAAAUUAUCUGAAAUUCCUUAGAAUAAUUACCUACGAUGAUUGAUGUAAUUACGCAUUAAAUUUUUUAUCUGGAAAUUUAUCAUUAUGAUUGUGAUAUUCUAAGCAUUUUAAUUAUCAUCCGGCUAACAGUUAGUUUCUUUUUGGGCUCAAUAUAAAAUCAUGGCUUUUAAUGAACUCCACACGUGCCACUGACUGAUAUAAGUCUUAUCGUAUUGACAUAAGUAGUUUAUCAUAAGCAUCCCGAUAAAGCUAUACAGGGUGGAAACGAUAAGUGAUCUCACUCGAUUAUUUCUAAACUAUACAAGAUAUCAAUAAACUAGUUACUGAUCCUGAAAGUGCUUCAUGAGCUCUAUCAAACGGUAUUAAUAAUAGGUUACAGAGUAAACUGGAUCUAUCCGAAAAUUCAAUGUUUCCAGCUUCCAUACAUUUGGUAAAGUCACAUUAUUUAAAAAACUACACAUGAUAUCGUAAAACUGAUUACUGAUUCUAAAAGUGCUUCACAAGCUCUAUCUAAUGGUAUCAAUAAUAGGUUACAGAAUAAACUGGAUCUACCCAAAAAUUCAAUGUUUACUUCUUCCAUACAUUUAGUACUACCACAGUGAUGACACUCAUCUCUUGACAAUAUUAUAUCAAUUA
Messenger RNA from Ostrinia nubilalis (European corn borer), 3595 nucleotides. RefSeq lists its product as uncharacterized. The transcript is spliced from 3 exons. Lineage: Eukaryota; Metazoa; Arthropoda; Insecta; Lepidoptera; Crambidae. Bases 420 to 827 code for a protein of 135 amino acids. The record is from RefSeq and is a predicted model, not a curated record.